This is a messenger RNA of Arabidopsis lyrata subsp. lyrata, 2064 nucleotides long. Its product is annotated as putative F-box protein At3g23950. NCBI's taxonomy places the organism in Eukaryota, Viridiplantae, Streptophyta, Magnoliopsida, Brassicales, Brassicaceae. The transcript has 2 exons. The record is from RefSeq and is a predicted model, not a curated record. The coding region runs from base 711 to 1952 and encodes 413 amino acids. Gene Ontology annotation, molecular function: protein binding.
AUAACGAAAUUACGAUGAUCACAUGAUCCUUAUUAUGAUGAGAGAACUUAAGAGCAUAGCUAGCUUUGUUACAAAAUCACAAGAUAUAAAAUUGCAACCUAUCCCAAACAGAAUUGAACUCAGGGGACCAAUUUUCUCAAAAUUUUAAGAGGGGUCUCACACACCAUUGACCCAAAAACUAUAAUGCAAUGUUCGGUAAACAAACGAUUCUAGUUUAUUAAUUAUCGCAACUAAAUCAUGUCUCAUUGAAUAUAUAGGUUAACCUAAUGAUACCCUAAUCUAAAGUUUAAAAACAUUUAGAAGCCAUUAUCACCAAGUGUUAAUAAAUCAAUUGAUAAAAUAUCUUUGCUGGUUGAGUAUCACUUGGGAGAAAACCAUAUUGAAUGCUCUGUUUUCCGGCCUAAGGAGAUGUACAGGCCUAGGCCCAAAACUUCUUAAAAAAAAAAUCAUUAUGGAUUAUACCUUAUCUUCACUGACCAAUCAGAAUUGUGGAUAAAACAAAUGAGUGGUUGAUAUAAAAAGAUGUAUAUUAAAAACUUAAUUGGAUUACCAUAACCCUACUGUUUUCCAUUUUGUUAUCGUAUAAAUAUGUGUAAUCUUUCAUUUAACCUCAUAGUCUCGAUAACAUAAGCUAGUUUGUUCGUCGCCGCCGUCCACCAUAAAAUCCUUCAUUUUUCCUAUUUUUCUCCUCCUUUUUGACGAAAUCAGAAAUGAAUAUUCCAGAAAUGGCUUUUCAAGUCUUGGUGCGACUUCCACUAAAAAGCCUCGCAAGAUUCAGAUCAGUGUGCAGAGAAUGGAAACUUCUGAUCGACUCUGAAUUCUUCCGAGACUACUUCAUCUCGCUCAACUCUUCCUCAGUCUCAUGGUCAAUCAUUCAAACGAGACAUCACAUAUUGUCACUUGACAUCGUUGGUCACCAUGGAUGCAAAACAUGGGGACUUACUCAUUUUCCGGGAUCUUUUGUGAGUUUCUUUGCCGAGACCACAAUCAGGAAACUACAAGUCUUAGCUUGUACCGAUGGAUUGGUCCUUAUUUACGCAGAAGCUAGUGAUGGAACUCCUAUGCAUUACGUUGGUAGUCCUUUGUUUCAAGAAUGGUUUCAAAUUCCUCUCCCUCCUGACAUCCAUUUGCAAGAUGAUCAUAAGCGUUUCAACGACAGUGGAUUGGUUACAAAGAUGCAGAGUGGUACCGUUGUGAGUUACAAGGUUGUGUGGUUGAUCGCUCACGCUUUUGCUAGAGUCGAUUUUGGGAUUUACUCAUCUGAUACAGGGGAAUGGGAAAUUAAAAAAGUGCCUUGUCUUCAUUCUGCCUUCUGGUUUAGUCAUCACAAGCCCAUUGCUUUAAAUGGGAUUCUUCAUUGGCUUUCCAACCUCACCGGUUCUUUUGUAGCUUACGAUUUCUAUGGAGGUCAUGAUGAUGAUGAUGCGUGUGAUAUCAUACAUUUCCCCGAUAGUGGAAAAGAUGAUGAGUUACGGCGUUUUAGGAGAACCUUGUCCACCUCGGAAGGGUCUAUUGUGUACUUCAACGAGUUUGGUGGGAACGGAAACCGCAUAUUACGGGUUUGGAGGCUGGUCAAGUACACAGAUGGUCCUAAGGCGUGGCAGCUCUUUAGGGAAGUCAGCUUGGUGACCUUGAUCGAUUUAGGUAUCUAUUAUUUCCCUGUGGUGAUGCAUCCUUUGAACUCUGAGAUCAUCUACUUGUGGAGCAGAAACAAGAAAGGUAUGGUAUUGUUUAACUUGAGGACACAUGUGUUUAGUCUUCACAAGGAAUUAGAAGACGAGACCAAGUGUAUGGAUGGUUGCACCUUGAGCUUUAACAGGUGCAGCGAGUAUAUGGAGAGCAUGUAUGGAUACUUUUUCCCAUCGUCUUACGGUGGUACUAACUGUCUCUUUGCUUCACAGUAUGUUCUCCCUCGUUGGCUGCACCGUCUCCCUCGUCCGCAGCCUUCUUAGUAGCUUCUGUUGUGAGUUUGAAUCAAAUUUCAAAUGUGAAUGAUUUUAAUGUUGUCAUGUUACCAAUCAUAAUCUUGUAUUACUAAUACAAUUAUCAUGCCCGAAGCUUUUU